ACUUCUCCUCCACAUUCCAAAAUCAAAAAUGUGCAUUAUCCACUCUUUCUUUCUCUCUGCCUCUUUGCUCGCUCGCGGUUUUGGACUUCCUGAAAAGGCAAGAACGAAGAAACCGCCAUGAUAAUGAAUCUUUCAACCUGUUCUCCUUCUUCGUCUCUCUUCAGGUUGAUCGAUUCUAAGUCACCCGUCUCACCUUUGUCUCUCAAGUCCAAGACCCACCUCUCCAAAUCUCCUUAUUUUGUUGAAUCCAAUCAACCGACUUCCCCCUUCUUUCACGUUUCUCAGUCCAGGACUCCAUUUCUACGUGGAAAGAAUGAACAGUUUCAGGGAAGAAGUCAAACUGUGAAGGCUUUCGCUAUACCCGGAUUCGAUUUGGGCGGAUUCGAGAGUGCUCAACCAGUUCUACAAGCCGCUGGAGUACUAACUGCUAUUAUAGUAGUCCAUGAAAGUGGUCAUUUCCUAGCAGCUUAUCUUCAAGGGAUUCAUGUAAGUAAAUUCGCAGUAGGUUUUGGUCCGAUUUUAGCUAAAUUCAACUCAAACAAUGUAGAGUACUCUCUCAGAGCAUUUCCCCUUGGUGGGUUUGUGGGUUUUCCUGAUAAUGAUCCCGAUAGCGAUAUUCCUAUAGAUGAUGCAAAUCUACUCAAGAACAGGCCAAUCUUUGAUAGGAUUGUUGUUGUUUCAGCUGGUGUAGUUGCCAAUUUAGUGUUUGCUUUCGUUAUUAUCUUUAUGCAAGUAUUGUUUGUUGGAUUGCCCGUUCAAGAGUCCUCCGGUGGUGUUCUUGUACCUGACGUCCGCCCUUUAUCAGCUGCUUCCCGUGGAGGGUUACUCUCUGGGGAUGUAAUUCUUGGCAUUAAUGGAACAGAAUUGCAAAAAACAGGACCUGGCCUUGUCACUGAAGUGGUUGAUGUUAUUAAGAAUAGCCCCAACAGGAAUGUUGUUCUUAAGGUUGCUAGAGGAGCACGAAAUUUGGACAUUAGUGUUACACCAGAUGAGAGUUCGGAUGGGACUGGUCGAAUAGGGGUUCAAUUAUCGCCUAACCUCAAGUUUUCGAAGGUUCUACCAAAGAAUCUCGUAGAAGCUUUGAAUUUCUCAGGUCGCGAAUUCUGGGGACUUUCUGUGACUGUUUUGGAAAGCUUGAAGCAGACUUUCCUUAAUUUCUCCCAAACAGCCAGCAAGGUUUCUGGUCCGGUUGCCAUUAUAGCUGUUGGUGCAGAAGUUGCGAAGUCGAAUGUUAAUGGGCUUUACCAAUACGCCGCUAUCCUGAAUCUGAACCUAGCUGUGAUUAACCUUUUGCCUCUGCCUGCUUUAGAUGGGGGUACAUUGGCUUUGAUUCUGAUAGAAGCAGCUAGAGGAGGAAGAAAACUUCCAUUAGAGUUGGAGCAACGGAUUAUGUCAUCAGGCAUCAUGCUGGUUAUCGCUCUCGGGUUAUUCCUCAUUGUUCGAGACACAUUGAACCUAGAUUUUAUCAAAGACAUGUUAUGAAGAACCAGACAUGUCUUCUCAUGUAUAAUUCAUAAUAUUCCUUCUGCGCGCAACAAAAGCAACCUAGCUUUUAUGGGUAAUGGCAGCUCUUAAUCUUGUUAUUUUGGUUUCCUUUUUGUUUAACACGAAUUUGUCAUAUGUCAUAUAAUCAUUCUCAUCUUGUGAUACUGUUGAAAUCGAAAAGUUAAGGCAAAGAAUGCAUCUAAUAGCUGUUCCCCUCUUGUUUAUGUUCA
Impatiens glandulifera is the source of this 1715-nucleotide messenger RNA. RefSeq names its product probable membrane metalloprotease ARASP2, chloroplastic. Gene Ontology annotation, molecular function: metalloendopeptidase activity; protein binding. Bases 118 to 1482 code for a protein of 454 amino acids. The record is from RefSeq and is a predicted model, not a curated record. Gene Ontology annotation, biological process: proteolysis. Lineage: Eukaryota; Viridiplantae; Streptophyta; Magnoliopsida; Ericales; Balsaminaceae. The transcript has a single exon. Gene Ontology annotation, cellular component: membrane.